CACAUUCUUCUGGGUCCUAGUGGAGAGUGGAAGAAGGCUUUGGCCACAACAGGAACUAGCUUCCCUGGGAGGGAACAGAGUUUGGGGGAGAUCGUGGCCAGCCAUCAAUGGCAACCCCAGGUUGAGGAGUAGAGCCCCCAGCCUAGCACCUCGGGGUACUCCCUCCUGGAGGUGGUGGAUGAUGAAGUUCUGGGACUGUCAGGUGAGGGGACUAGAGGAAGAAGAGAUGAGAGAGGAUUGACUAACAACAGGGGUAGGGGGUGGGUGGCUCAUGCCUGUAAUCCCAGCACUGGGAGGCUGAGGUGGCCACUACACUCCAGCCUGGGCAACAAAGUGAAAAAAAAAAAAAUGAGACUCAGAAAGCCGGGACCAGAAAAGGAAAUGAUGCAUUCUGUGGACAGAGAGAUGGAAGAAUGGGGAGGAGAAGGAGAGGCACAUGGCGGUUUACAAAGGAGAAAGACGGAAAGAUGGCUUGCAGAAGCCAACAGUCUGCGGGGCUGGGGAGGAUGGAGAGUGGUUUGGGGUUUGGUUUCAGGGUUUAAGGUGAUCAGUUGCAGAAGCAUUACACGGUGGCCUGUUCUUUUUUACUCAACCCCUUGGGUAGAUCGCAACCCCCCACUUAGGUUUCUGUACUGGAAAUGGAAGAGGGACUGGUCGGACGAAUCAGAGGAGGAGCCAGAGAAGGUGCUCGUCCCUGAUGCUGAGGAGACCUGCGUGGUGGAGACCCUGUGUGGUCUCAAGGUGAAGCUGAAGCGACGGCUAGUGUCGCCCAUGCUCCCUGAGCACCACGAGGUCUUCAACAGGCUGCUUGAGGAUCCUGUCGUUAAAAGAUUCCUGGCCUGGGACAAAGAUCUGAGGGUGUCGGACAAGUACCUGCUAGCUAUGGUCAUAGCAUAUGUUAGCCGUGCCAGCCUCUUCUCCUGGCAGUACCAACAUAUUCAUUUCUUCCUGGCCCUAACACUGGGCCCAGGGGAGAUGCAGAUUUUCAGCAGGAAGCUUAUUCCAAUGCUAAUGGAAGACACUGGGAAGGAAGAGAGGAACCAUUUGUGCAGAUCAUCUGGAAGAACCUAGAAGAACCUGGACUGUUCUAGAAGGAGCUGAAUAGAGUGAUCAUGCUGUCCUCCUAGGAGUGGUAGGUGGGAGGUACUUCUGGGCGUCCAUGUAGGACAGUGAGAAACCAGCGGUGUUUCUUGUUCCACCCCUUCCUGCGGCACUACCUCCCUUUUUAGAUUGCUGUAUUCAACCUCUCUGGGGUGGAACUUGGAGGUCCUGCUUCCUAUGGACUUGGUUGCCAUAGUCCGGGAGCAUUUGAAGGCACAGUGCAGGUGCUCAGAUUGGCACAGAAUUAUUUGUAAAAUAUGAGUGCCACAGGAUUGUAACAGAU
Sapajus apella (tufted capuchin) is the source of this 1384-nucleotide messenger RNA. Its product is annotated as speedy protein E2B-like. The transcript is spliced from 5 exons. The annotation marks the transcript as partial. The record is from RefSeq and is a predicted model, not a curated record. NCBI's taxonomy places the organism in Eukaryota, Metazoa, Chordata, Mammalia, Primates, Cebidae. Gene Ontology annotation, biological process: positive regulation of cyclin-dependent protein serine/threonine kinase activity. Gene Ontology annotation, molecular function: protein kinase binding.